AUGAGGGGAUUUGUGUCGAGUGGAAUACGAAGAAAAUAUAGUAGGCGGGAAAAAACCGAGGCCCUCCUAGCUAAAUCGCGAUUUCUUAUUCGUGAGGCUGCCAAAACCAAAAGCUUAAGCUCUUCUCAAGUCGAACAAUAUCCCAAUAUUGUGCCUCAUGGGCCUAUCUACCGUAAUGCCAAUGCUUUCUACCGGAGCUACUUGGAAAUGGAAAGAGUGUUCAAGAUUUAUGUGUAUGAAGAAGGAGAAGCUCCGGUAUUCCACGACGGCCCGUGUAGGAGCAUAUACUCCACCGAAGGAAGAUUCAUUCACGAAAUCGAGAAAGGGGAGCAUUAUCGAACGUAUGACCCGAACGAGGCCCACAUUUUUUUCAUGCCGUUUAGUGUAGUCAUGAUGGUUCGUUAUAUCUAUGAGUCGGGCUCGCCGGACAUGACUCCCGUUGCCAACACGGUUGCCGAUUAUGCCGACACGAUAGCCCAUCGACACCCCUUUUGGAAUCGAAGCCUUGGCGCCGAUCAUUUCAUGCUUUCUUGCCAUGAUUGGGGGCCUUACUCGAGUUCAUACUCACCAUUCUUGUUCAACAACUCCAUAAGAGUAUUGUGCAAUGCCAACACAUCAGAAGGCUUCAACCCUUUAAAAGACCUUCCUGCCGAUAUUUCGUACGAGAGCAUGCUUAAAAAGAGCAAAUUUUGCUUGUGCCCGAGUGGAUAUGAGGUGGCAAGCCCACGGGUCGUGGAGGCCAUUUACGCGGAGUGCGUGCCCGUGUUGAUAUCCGAUAGCUAUGUCCCGCCGUUUAGCGAUGUUUUGAAUUGGAGAAUGUUCUCGGUUACCGUGAGGGUCAAGGAUAUACCGAAGCUUAAGGGAAUAUUGAUGGGGAUUUCUGAGGCUAAGUAUUUGAAGAUGCAGAGGAGGGUGAAAGAGGUGCAGAGGCAUUUUGUGGUGAAUGGGCCUACAAAAAGGUUUGAUCUUUUCCAUAUGAUUGUGCACUCUGUUUGGCUUAGGAGGUUGAAUUUGAGGUUUCAUGGCUUGUGA
This is a messenger RNA of Striga hermonthica, 1032 nucleotides long. The record is from the annotation of a GenBank genome assembly. Lineage: Eukaryota; Viridiplantae; Streptophyta; Magnoliopsida; Lamiales; Orobanchaceae.